UCUCUUCCAACUGCCAUUUUCAAACGCCUUCUACAGCACCACCAACCAGUCCCAACGCUUAAACAGUCCCACUCAACAAAAUCAACCAUUCCAAAUGAAAUCCAGCUCCAAAAACAGAACUCUGGGAGCCAUUUUGCCAAAAACAGAAACCCAAAAAGCUAAUUUUGAAAAUCUCACAUGAAAUUCAUCUGCAUACAUCAGAAUCUGCAAACCCAUUUCACAAAACCCAAAACCCAUUUGAAUAAAUCUCUUCUUCUCACAUACCCAGUUCAAAAAAUCCAAAUUUUCAGAAGAUUUCCACCUUAAAAAUCCAAAAUCCUGCAAACCCAUUUCACCGGGCCAGUAACCCAAUACAAAAGUCCACAUUUUGGUGUGGAAUUCACCUUCACAGAGCCUAGAAACGCCUGAAUCAGAACACUUGUGCUACUAAAGAAGGGGACUGUUGUUUUUUACGGACAAAGCCAUGGAAGAUAUCACAGUGAAGUUAGAGGAACCGGGUGGUGCCACGCCAUCGAUCUCAUCUCCACAGCCGAUGGAGGGAUUGCAUGACGCAGGACCGCCACCAUUCUUGACAAAGACAUUUGAAAUGGUUGAGAAUCCAGCCACGGAUGCGGUAGUCUCAUGGAGCCGAGCUCGCAACAGUUUCAUUGUAUGGGAUUCACACAAAUUUGCUACUGAUCUCCUCCCAAAGUACUUCAAGCACAGCAAUUUCUCGAGCUUCAUACGCCAGCUUAACACAUAUGGUUUCAGAAAGGUUGAUCCAGAUCGAUGGGAGUUUGCAAAUGAAGGGUUUUUGGGUGGGCAGAAGCAUUUACUGAAGAACAUCAAGAGAAGAAGGCAUGCCUCUCAGCACAUGCAGCAACAAGCAAUGGGAGCUUGUGUUGAAUUGGGACAAUUUGGGCUGGAUGGUGAAAUCGACAGGCUGAAAAGAGACCGGAACCUGUUGAUGGUUGAAAUUGUGAAGCUCAGACAACAACAGCAAAACUCCCGGGCCCAACUUCUUGCCAUGGAAGAACAGUUGCAAGGGACGGAAAGAAAGCAGCGGCAGAUGAUGGAAUUCCUUGCCCGGGCACUCAAGAAUCCUACUUUUGUCCAACAACUGAUUCAACGCCACAAGCAGAGGAAGGAAUUGGGUGGCGUCGGGAAGAAACGGAGAUUGCCCUCCACUGUUAGUUCAAAAAACUUGCAAGACUUGCAAGGCGAGGUGGUGUCGGCAAUGGGUAGGCAGGUUGCCGGUUACACCCAUCAGGCUGAGCAGGAAGAAGUGGCUAUUGAAACUGAGAUUGAGACAUUAUUUUCUAGUAUGGACAAUGAAUCAAGCGCUUCUAAUAGAAAUCAGAAUGCGGAUGUGGGCCCCAGCCCUAGCGACCCGGAUUUCGGUUCUGCAAAUGAUAUAGCAUGGGAAGAAUUGCUGAAUGAGGAUUUGAUAGGACGAAAUGGAGAAGAAGAAGAGAUGGGCAAUGGAGAUCUGACAGAAAUUGAUGUGGAAGUGGAGGAUUUGGCUGCAAAACCAUCAGAUUGGGGUGAUGAUGUACAGGACUUGGUGGAGCAAAUGGGAUUUCUGGGGUCGAAGCAUUCAUGUAAUCUGAAUCGUACUUGAAGACUACAAUUUUCCGGGUUGGCCUCUGCAACUUCAUCCAUGUUUUCACAAUUGGAAUGGUUUUCACUGAACCCAGUGACUGAAGUAGGAUUAGUUACGAUUGGGUGGAUGGAAGAUGUAGAUGAGGAUGUUCUUUUAUCCAAGAUACGUCUGUUUGUGAACAUUAACUGUUUUUUGUUUUUCUUAUGCCCUCCUCUUCAAUCAGUUGGUUUGGUAUAUAGUUUUUCCGUUGGUGUCA
Messenger RNA from Magnolia sinica, 1838 nucleotides. Its product is annotated as heat shock factor protein HSF30-like. Gene Ontology annotation, cellular component: nucleus. Gene Ontology annotation, biological process: regulation of transcription by RNA polymerase II. Lineage: Eukaryota; Viridiplantae; Streptophyta; Magnoliopsida; Magnoliales; Magnoliaceae. The record is from RefSeq and is a predicted model, not a curated record. Gene Ontology annotation, molecular function: RNA polymerase II cis-regulatory region sequence-specific DNA binding; DNA-binding transcription factor activity. The transcript is spliced from 3 exons. The coding region runs from base 464 to 1600 and encodes 378 amino acids.